CCGCAUCCAGACGCACUGGCCGCUGCUGGCUGAUGCCGCCCCCCCUCAUCUUGGUGGUGUUGUGCGCAAAAUCUCCAGCGCCGGACGGACGGACGCAGUUUGACGGUACAAACGAGCGGCUCUGCGUGGGGAUAUCCAAGAAAAAGCCACUCAAUUCAGACAUGGAUUUUUAACGGGCAUUUGAUCUUUUUUUAUCAUAGUUUUUUUUUUUACCCUGUGAUGUUGCUUUUGCCCCGGGGGUGUUAAUUAAACCUGCUCGAUGUCUCUCAUCAGUUUAUAACCGAAACAAAAUGAGGAUUUCUUCUCGCGACUGGUUUCUGUUGAUAUUCUCUGGCUUUUGGGGACUGGCAAUGGGUGCUUUCCCGAGCAGCGUUCAGAUCGGCGGUCUGUUCAUCAGAAACACUGAUCAGGAGUACACUGCCUUUCGCUUGGCAAUCUUCCUGCACAAUACCAGCCCGAACGCCUCGGAAGCUCCGUUCAACCUGGUGCCUCAUGUGGACAACAUCGAGACGGCAAACAGCUUUGCCGUCACCAACGCCUUUUGCUCCCAGUAUUCCCGCGGUGUCUUCGCCAUCUUCGGCCUGUACGACAAGCGCUCGGUCCACACGUUGACGUCCUUCUGCAGCGCCCUGCACAUCUCCCUCAUCACGCCCAGCUUCCCCACGGAGGGCGAGAGCCAGUUCACCCUGCAGCUCCGGCCAUCCAUCCGGGGGGCGCUCCUGUCUCUCCUCGACCACUACGACUGGAACAAGUUUGUCUUCCUGUAUGACACCGACCGAGGAUACGCCAUCCUGCAGGCCAUCAUGGAGAAGGCAGGUCAAAACAAUUGGCAGGUCAGCGCCAUCUGUGUCGAAAACUUUAAUGAUGCCAGUUACCGGCGACUGUUGGAGGAUCUGGACCGGAGACAGGAGAAGAAGUUUGUAAUCGACCUUGAGGCGGAGAGACUGCAGAACAUGCUGGAACAGAUUGUCAGUGUCGGGAAACAUGUUAAAGGCUACCAUUACAUCAUGGCCAACCUGGGUUUUAAGGACAUCAACCUGGAGCGCUUCAUGCAUGGUGGGGCCAACGUGACCGGCUUCCAGCUAGUCGACUUCAGCAACCCCAUGGUCAUCAAACUGAUGCAGCGCUGGAACAAGCUGGAUCAGAGGGAGUACCCAGGCUCGGAUGCCCCACCCAAGUACACCUCAGCGCUGACAUACGAUGGGGUGAUGGUGAUGGCCGAGGCCUUCAGGAACCUGCGCAGGCAGAAGGUGGACAUUUCCAGGCGGGGGAACGCUGGCGACUGUCUCGCCAACCCCGCCGCCCCAUGGAACCAGGGUAUCGACAUGGAGCGUACUCUCAAACAGGUCCGGUUGCAGGGAUUAACAGGUAAUGUCCAGUUUGACCACUAUGGCCGCAGGGUCAACUACACAAUGGACGUGUUUGAACUGAAGAAUAAUGGACCCAGAAGGAUCGGCUACUGGAACGAUGCAGACAAACUGGUGCUGAUCCAGGACUCUCCACUGCUUCCAAAUGACACUUCUGGCAUGGAGAAUCGCACUGUUGUAGUUACUACCAUCAUGCCCCUGAUGAGGAACCCCAUUUUAAGAAACUGAGCCCCAGUUGGACGCAAGCAGGAUUUGAAAGCCCUUAAUGGCAGAGUGAUGGACACAACAACCCGAGCCAAAAUGAAGCCCUAAAGACACUGGGCGAGAGGAGAGACACAGCACCUAUGUUAAUGGACACCCUGUUCAUAAAACUGAACAAGAAAUGGAGCCACUCAGACCCGUAAUGGAGCCCCUCGAGAGGAAAAUGAAAUGCAAAUGGAGGGAAAAAGUCUCUUUUAAGGACGGUGCUUGUGGAUGGACACCCAUUGAGGCUAAAAUGGGUCCCCAGCUCCAAACAGCACAGUGUCUGUUUACUAGCAUAAACAAGCUCCCACUACACCUGUUUUUGUGUUAGAUUCAUACAUUGUCAUGCCCGGUGUGUUUGUGUGGCCAAUCACAGCUUGAAUCCCAGCCUAGUUUGAAUUUGUAAUUUUUGCUAAACUCUAUGGACCCUGAACUAUAAAGUGAGGCGGUACCAGAAUGAAUAUAUAUAAUGUCUAACUGAAUUCUGGUUUGCUCUAAAUCUCUCACCUUCUCUGACUACCUGCUCUACCCUACAGUGUAUUACACAUUCAGAGGGUUUCCUGUAAGCUUUAAAACAGCUUAGAAAGACUAAUGCUCUCAUAAUCAUCCUAGUUCAUAUCCAUCACGCUUUUAUGCAGCAUGAUAUUAUAGUUAUACUGUGAUGGCUGCCUUUCACUCUCACUUUUAAUGUUCAUAAGAAUAAUCUUUGUUUAGCAUAAAAUUAAUGAAGUGUUUCAGUUUUAUAUUUCAUCAAGGCUGCCUCCAUGUCUUAGGAACUUCAUGUAACAUGGAGUAGUUAUAAAGGAACAGUUCAGCAUUUGUGAAAAUAUGCUUUUUUUUGUCAUCCAACAUAGGCCAGUUGCUCUCUGGUUACAGUGUAUAGAUCCGUCUUGGCACUGUAUGCACAGCAGUGAAAUGACAAUCAAUUUUGUCAUCUGACUGUAGAUUUAAACUUUAAUGAACAUUGUGAAGCUUUUGUACUAGAAGUGGUGAUGAAAUUAUUGAUUUUUAUUUCACGUUUAUGCAAACAUAAGUUCUAUGUUUAACCUCAGACUGGAUCCAAGGUACAUCUGGGACCAGGACAAUGUGUUUGGUUGCCCAGAAUGGUGUCCAGAGCUUCAAACUACUCCAUAGUUUUUUACUGUGCCCCACAGAGUGCAUUGUGAUCUUUUUCUAUAUGUUGUUUAGUCUUCUUUCGACUUGCUUUAUCUAUGUGUUGGAUCAGAAAUUCUGCCAGUGCUUUUGUUGUAGUCAUCCUUGUUUUGAUGCAAUGACACACUAAAGUUCUGCACUGGCUUAAAACCGAGACCCGAACACGGUCUAAACCCGGGACUUACAGACCAGCCUGGUACUGCCAAAUUUGAGAAGUAAACCUAACCCAACACUAUAUUUUUGUAAUUUCAUAGACAAAAUUAUGUGCUUGCUUUCGAAAGGUUCUUCUGCCUUGCUAGUUAGUAGAUAAGUUUAUAGAUAGAGUGACAUUGGCUAUGCUCUCUUCCCACUUCCCAGUGGGCGUUGCAUAUCUACUUACAGCACGACACACAUCAUCACACAUAUGAUUGGCAGAGUCAGAAACAGAAAGAGAGGGGGGGGUUAGGUUGCUAAAGUCUGCGGCACAUCUGCUUGAUCAGUUACAGCAGCACAAGCAGCAACUCCUGGACGUUCCUGGAACUUGCAAUUUAGUUCCAUGAACUCGGCAGAGAAGAAAACAAAAGCAGAACCUGUGACAAUAGAUAGACAUUACAUCUUGUUUCAAUUUGUUUGAUUUGUUCCUGCUUUGAAUAUUGGUUACAAGUGUUUUUCCAGUCUUUGACUCAUCCCUCAUUUCAGUCUGGUAUGCCAAGCUGUAAUGGGCUUAAUGCUGCCCCCUGUGGCUACUCAAACAACUGUUGGCAAGACCCACAAUUGUUUGUUAAGGUGCAGCAAUAAAAACAUGUUAUGUUGGGUAAACUCGUCCACCUUCGUUAAAAAGCAGCACACAGCUGCUUUUAUAUAGUAGACAGUCCAAAACAGGCCUUGUAAGCUAGUAGUCAGAUUGUAGCUGCUGCUGCUUGUUAGCACUCUGAAUGUUGCAUGGCUAGAAGCUGAUAUUGACUUUUAUUUUGAACAUUAUGGGUAGCUAAGAUAAUGAAGUUUUUGAAUGGGGCUAAAGAUAAGACUGUGUCAGAACCCUACAUGUGUUAGCAAAUCCAUUUGAUUAUGAGUAGAUCUUCAAUCACAUUGUAAUCUUCUUUUGUCUGGUCUAUUUGAUUUAUAGUUAAUAUAGCUAUUAUUUGUCUUUAACACAAGGCGUUAACAGAGCUCUAUGAAGGCUCAGGCCAUAGCUGCCUGGAGGUUGCUGCUUCAACGCUGAAGCUCCCAAAGACAAGGACAAAGUUUGACUGUCAUCUUAAUGGCAGGACAAGGCUAAAAGCUUUGAUGAAGUGUGUCUUGGCUUUAAAUUUCUCCAUUGCAAUUUAAACCUGCCACCCUAUCAAUCAGCCAGAUGGUAGAAGUACAGGCAAGGUCCUGUUAUAAUUAUAUUUUUGUUUAGCCUUUGUUCAAGGAAUGUGUGUGGAUUUUGUGGACCAAGAUGAUGCAACUACAUAAAUGGUUUGAGAGCAUAGUGGGACACCUUGCGUCUUAAGUAGCAUGUACAAAUGAUUACCUUCAGGACCAAACAAAAAUCACUAGUGGUCCAUAUAUUGUAUUCUCUUGUCCACCUCUGUGACUAACAUCCUCUAAGUUAUGGACUGUUUUAAGACAUUUUUUGGCAUCUAACUUUAUGUCAAACCAUUUCUUCUUUGCACCAAAUCUUUACAAAGACACUGUGUUGCAAGGUGUAAUGAUAAUUUUUCAGCCCCCCUAAUAGCACCACUGACACUACUAAAUAUGUUAUGUUGUAUGCUGAUCCAAGGUUUUCUUUUUCCUCUUGGGUAACAUUUUUAUUUAUGAAAAUUUACCACAAAUGGAGCUGAACAGGUAGCCUUGUGUCAAACUGUGGCAGUAUUGUCGAAUUACACCAUUCAUCAUGUUGAAACGAAUGAAUUUACAAAACAUUUUUGCAGUUAAGAGGGUUUGCUAAAUCUGACUUGUAACCCUUGUUUCAGUUAACCUGAUGAAAAAUAAGUAAUAGGGUUUUAGUGUAAGAAAACAAAAUGCAGUUUCAAUCUUGUAUUCUGCUUUUUAUGUUCAUUUUUAUUGCUGCCAGUAGUAAGCAGUGACUGCUGCAAGUGUACAGGUGUUAUAUGAGGUCAAGGCUCAGCUAUAACAAUAUUGGCAUUCAUUAAAGCACCAAGGUGAUCUAAAACCCUUGGCCCACCGCAACAGCCUGUCGAGUGCACUUCAUGUGAAAAAAGCACAGUGGACAUUUGUAAAUAUUUUCUAUAUUGUGCUUUAAUUGUGCUGCCCCUUUUCAAUGUCAUACAACCGCAUUAAAUCAAAUAAAAAUGUGAUUAGUGCCUUAAGUGGCUACUGAUGACCGAGACCCAGAAAUGAGUCACUUACUGGGAAAGCGUUAUGGUGUAUUUGCUGCAUAAAAUGUUUUUGUUGUCAAGUUAUUGUACAAUAUGAAUCAUAAUUUCUGCUGCUUAUUAUUCCUCAUAUAACCAGAGUGUGCCACAGAUUGUUUAUCUUACAAAAAACUCAAAGGCAAAACCAAACUGGCAGAUUUUAGCACCACAGUCUAACAAUUCUGAUGUGUGUGCACCCUGAUAUUCAUAUAUGUGGAUUUGUGACAUGAAGUUGGCCCUGUAGUGUGUGUGUACUUUUAAUAGCAUGUUAAUUAGUCUCAUUAGGCAGUGAGUGAAUCAGUGUGGCUGGGAUUAUUGACCAGCCUGUCAACCAUGCUGGCCUUUGCUGUGAAGACCUCUGAAGCACUGCUCUCUUCUCAUGCCAGAAACACUGACUGCAUCCUUUAUCUCUGCCGCUCCCUCUGCUCCUCUGGCUGCCAGCACUGCCAUACACCCUGAU
Molecule: messenger RNA, 5561 nt
Organism: Micropterus salmoides (largemouth bass)
Lineage: Eukaryota; Metazoa; Chordata; Actinopteri; Centrarchiformes; Centrarchidae
Gene: gria4b
Product: glutamate receptor, ionotropic, AMPA 4b
Exons: 10
Coding region: 291-1595 (434 amino acids)
Biological process (GO): monoatomic ion transport; synaptic transmission, glutamatergic; modulation of chemical synaptic transmission
Cellular component (GO): dendritic spine; postsynaptic membrane; plasma membrane
Molecular function (GO): AMPA glutamate receptor activity; transmitter-gated monoatomic ion channel activity involved in regulation of postsynaptic membrane potential
Source: RefSeq, a predicted model, not a curated record